This is a messenger RNA of Exophiala mesophila, 1129 nucleotides long. RefSeq lists its product as uncharacterized. The record is from RefSeq and is a predicted model, not a curated record. The coding region runs from base 175 to 1005 and encodes 276 amino acids. The transcript has 3 exons. Gene Ontology annotation, molecular function: oxidoreductase activity, acting on the CH-OH group of donors, NAD or NADP as acceptor. Lineage: Eukaryota; Fungi; Ascomycota; Eurotiomycetes; Chaetothyriales; Herpotrichiellaceae.
UCACCACGCUCAAGAUGAACGCAAUACCUAUUGAUGAACUAGGACUAGUAGACAGUCAUCUACUUACUCAUUCCUCAUAUCUAUCUAAUGUGAUUAUUUUUGAUCCGCUCUUGCUCCGAACGAGAGCCUCAAAUCUGCGUCCAUUUGAAACAGAUCCAGAACUCCAACACCGUCAUGCCUUUAGAAGGACAAUCCAAUAUCGUUAUCAGUGGCGCUGGCCAAGGCAUUGGCAGAGCGAUAGCCCGACAUUUCGCAUCGCAUGGUCAUCGAAUUUUCAUACUUGAUGUAAAUGAUGACAACAUCAAGCAUACUGCUGAGGUUCAUCUCAAGGAACAUGCCCCUAAUGUCGGCUAUGCGCAGUGUGAUGUUCGUUCUGUGGAAAAUAUCCGCUCAACGAUCAAAAAUGCCGCGACAUUUCUCGACAAUCGAAUCGAUUUUCUUAUCAAUAAUGCUGGCAUUUCCAACCCGCACUGGUCAGACAAUAAGACAAUGGAGGAUGAGUCGGUUCUUGAGCAGUGGCAAGCUUAUGUUGAGACGAAUUUGACUGGCCCAUUUGUCAUGUCUCAGGCAUGCAUCCCAUACAUGAAAGUCGACAAGGACUCGGAGAAGCAGAAGCUUCCGCAUUCACGGAUUGGCAAGGCUGGCCCCUGUAUCAUCCAUGUCAGCAGUUUUCGAGCCUUCAUAUCGGAUCCGAACCAGGAAGGUUAUGCAUCUACAAAAGCUGCACUGUUGGGCCUUACCACAAGCAUGGCGAUUUCGAUGCAGGCUUUUGGAAUCCGUGUCAACCAGGUCUCCCCGGGCCGCGUCAAGGCGACUCAUGAAAAUGCCCAUGGUGACGAGCACGGCCAUGGAUGGGAAAAUUCCGAAUCUGAUGUGGAAAAUCAUCCUACCAAUCGAGCUGGUAUGCCAGAGGAUAUAUCCGAGGCAAUCGAAUAUCUCCUUGGGGCUGGAUUCGUCACUGGCCAGGAUUUGGUGGUCGACGGGGGAGUGGUCAGGACUAAAUAAAAGGGACUGGGACGGGAAGACGGCAAAGUCGAGGUUCAUGAUCAUAAAAACUGUGUUGUGUGGCAAGCCUGCUGUCUAACACGCCGUCGACCGUCUAAUGAGUAGAAAUUUCAAUUGCUGUGAC